AUGUUAUUGUACAAGUGCAUCUCAAAACUGAUUUGUAGUAGGCUGAAAGAGGCAGUGAAGAUUGCAGUUGCAGACAGUCAUGCAGCAUUUGUUCUAGGUAGAUCCAUGGUGCACAAUAUUUUGAUUUGUCAUGAUCUUCUAAGGCGCUACAAUGGGAAGACAACUCCUAGGUGUUUAAUGAAGAUGGACCUCAGGAAAGCUUAUGAAAUGGUGGGCUGGGAAUUCUUAGAGGAGGCUCUCGUGGGGUUUGGUUUUCCAGACAGAUUCAUCAAGUUGAUAAUGUUCUUUAUAUCAACUCCCAAAUAUACUAUGAAGAUAAAUGGUGAGGGUCAUGGUUUCUUUGAGGGGGAAAAGGGGCUUGUGACAAGGAGAUCCUGCUUCUCCUUUGCUAUUUGCGCUAGUUAUGGAAUACCUCUCAAGAUUGCUAAAAAUUAUGAGCUAUUUGCCGGAUUUACAUUUCCAUCCUAUGUGCAAAUCGUUACGGCUGAAUCAUUUAGUCUUUGCUGA
Messenger RNA from Capsicum annuum, 507 nucleotides. RefSeq lists its product as uncharacterized. The transcript has a single exon. The coding region runs from base 1 to 507 and encodes 168 amino acids. Lineage: Eukaryota; Viridiplantae; Streptophyta; Magnoliopsida; Solanales; Solanaceae. The record is from RefSeq and is a predicted model, not a curated record.